Molecule: messenger RNA, 4682 nt
Organism: Nanorana parkeri
Lineage: Eukaryota; Metazoa; Chordata; Amphibia; Anura; Dicroglossidae
Gene: TMEM94
Product: transmembrane protein 94
Exons: 32
Coding region: 128-4147 (1339 amino acids)
Source: RefSeq, a predicted model, not a curated record
GUGUGCCGGAAGUAUUGUAGCAGCUCAGCCUGGAGGUGGCCGGUGGUGAGCGGUGAAGGGGGACUUGUAGCGGUUGUGACAACAGAGAAGCCUGCCUGUACAUGAGUGCUCUCAGGGGGUUUGAGCGAUGGAGCCCAGUGAGAAGAGCCAGGAUGGUCUUAGGCCGUGUCUGGGACUCUCCACUCGGCAGGCUUUGUCAUCCUUACGGGAGCAGCUUUUAUCUACACUGAUUUCCCACCAGAGAAGUCGAAUAGCUUUCUUGAAGGAUUGGAGACGAAGCUUUUUGCAUCAUGGAAACCGCUCUUCUUGCUUCCACUGGCCCGGAGCUUUGCUAAUGCUGAUUGCAACACUGCUACUUCUCUGUUGUUAUGGUAGCCAGCCAGAUGGAAGCCAGGGAUCUGAAGUGGGAAAUGCCUGCGCACUGUUGCUGUUACUUUUGCUGGAUCUCUUCUUGAUGAGGCAGCAAGAACUACUCAGGCAGAGAGAGGUGGACGGCAGAGUACAGAGGAUCAUCUCACAGAUUGAUGAGGCUCUAAAUAGCUGUCAUGAAUUUGUGUGGAUGGACAACAUGUACCCUGACUUGUACAUGCCAUCAGCACCAUCGUGGUCCCUUCACUGGGUUUAUAGAGACGGGAGACUUGUUAACCUUCCAGUAAGCCUAAUGGUGGAUGGGGAUGUCAUUGCUUUGAGGCCUGGACAAGAGUCAUUUGCAUCACUUAGAGGAAUGAAGGAUGAUGAGCACAUAGUUCUAGAACCAGGUGAUCUGUUUCCACCUUUUUCUCCACCACCUUCCCCUCAUGCUGAAGGCAAAAAGGCGCCACAAGAGCCGCAACACCAUCACCUAUUUCGUGUCAUGAAAACUCCCGUGCUUGAGAAUGUCAGUAACUGGCUGGACCAGGCCCUUGCCCACCCUGUCACUGUUAUGGAUAAUGAGAGGUUCACCGUUCAAUCAGUUAUAUUGAUGUAUGCUGUCCCAGUAAUAAUGGCUGCCUUUCUUAUCACCAAUGCCCUUCGGGUUAUCUUCAAUGCUCCUGGCAUUCCACCUGCUACCUAUGCUUUGUUGCAGCUACAGGUGAAUGCGGUGCUACCAGUUCUUCCUCUUCUAUUCCCUGUUAUGUGGAUUCUAGUUACUGCUCUAUGCGAAGCUCGUGUAUUAGCCCAAAUGAACAGAAACUGCCCUACCUCUCUGGUGGCUAAGUUUUCGGAGGAUACUUUAAGCAGCUACACAGAAGUUGUCUCUAAUCAGGAAAUGUUGCGCUCUGUGUGUACGCACUUCCUGCGUGUUGUAAGUGGAAAAUGCGACACGCUGUCAUAUACUUCUGGUUUGCUGCAUGGCCUGGGGUCUGUUACAGUCAUCUGCUGUGUAGACAAGCAAGGUGUUCUCUCCUGGCCCAAUCCCAGUCCAGAUACAGUCCUGUUUUUCAGUGGUAGAGUGGAUCAGGCCACUGAAAGAAACGAGGAUGUUACUGACCAGCUAUCUUUACACACCUACUGUCAAACAGAGAUGGUGGGAGACGAGCCACAGGAAAUGGUAGCCUUGUUGGCAGACACAGAUGUUGUACAAGUGGAGAAUGAACAAGAGAAUGAUGAACGUUCAAGUGAUCUCUCCAGACCGACUGAUACACAGAAAAAGCCUCAGAGCCGAAACAAACAUCCCUCAGGUUCUAAUGUAAGCUUCAGUCAAGACACUGCUGGGCAGCUAAACAACGAGGCGGAUGAUUUUGUUUGUGACUGCCAUCUAGAGAUGCUCCGGUUGUCGCAGGACCAGCAGAAUCCUCAAAGUAUCCAAUUUGAUGAGUCCAACUGGCCGCUUCACCUGAGCUCUUUGAAACCUCUGGGUCUUAAUGUGCUGCUCAACCUCUGUAACCCAAAUGUGACCAACACCCUUUGUCGCUUUUCUGAUCAUUUAAAGCACAUUGCCCUUCAAGAAACCCACUGCUCUGUGCUCCCAGGACAUAUCCCAUGGGGACUCUGCGACUUUUCUAGGCUCAUCGGUUUCACACCUGGAGCCAAGGACUUGUUUAAACUGCAAAAUCAUGUUGCUCUGUAUCACCUUCCAAGUGAUGAAACUGUGAAGGAGUCUCUUCUUUGCAAGCUUCAAACGGGUCCCAAGCGACGACCGCCGCUCAGCCAAAUGAUCAGCCUUUUUGUCAAGGAUGUCACAUCCAACACAGAGCAGAUGCUGUCCCAUGGAACAGCUGAUAUUAUCCUUGAAGCCUGUACCGAUUUCUGGGACGGAGCUGAUAUUUACCCUCUCUCUGGGUCUGACAGGAAAAAGGUGCUGGAUUUCUACCAGCGAGCCUGCUUGUCUGGUUUCUGCUCUGCCUUUUCCUACAAGCCCAUGCACUUCUCGCUGUCCCCUCAACUACACGGAAAGUGCAUAGAGAUGCACCAUGCUCCUGGUCACAGCACCAUACCAGCGUCAUUUGAUUUAGGGGGAACUGUGCCACUGAAACCUUCUGGCCGCCAUGACAGCUGGAGCUCUGAUGAAGGCAUUGGAGAAGUCCCAGAGGAUUUUACACAGGCUCUCGGUGGCCAAAUCUUUAUGGGGAUGGUCUCGUCACAGUACCAGGCUCGUCUGGAUAUUGUGCGUCUUAUAGAUGGUUUAGUGAAUGCCUGCAUCCGAUUUGUGUACUUCUCCAUGGAUGAUGAACUUAGGAGCAAGGUAUUCGCAGAGAAGAUGGGCCUAGAGACUGGAUGGAACUGUCACAUUUCUCUAACUCCAAACGGUCACGGGACUGGAUCUAUGGUACCACCAUCCAGUCCCAGUAAUGCCGGAUCUCUGCGAGAUGACCUACAUCAGGGUUCUCGAGAAGAUGCAGAGGUCUUGCUACUGAUGGAUGAUGAGGGUCCUUCAGAUAUGAUUAGUUUUCAUCCUACAGAUAGUGAUGUUCCCAGUUUUCUAGAGGAUUCAAAUCGAGCAAAGCUCCCACGUGGUAUCCAUCAAGUAAGGCCUCAUCUGCAGAACAUUGAUAAUGUUCCCUUGCUGGUACCGCUGUUUACAGACUGUACACCAGAAACUAUGUAUGAGAUGAUCCAGAUCAUGCAGGAGUAUGGGGAGGUGACCUGCUGUAUGGGAAGUUCUGCAAACUUCAGAAACAGUGACUUAUUCUUACAGAGUGAUAUCAGCAUUUCUCUGGACCCGCUAUUCCCCUCUCGCUGUUCAUGGGAAAUGUUUGGAUACGUUAGUGGCCCUCUAAUGACAAACAUUUCAGAGGAUCCGUCUCCACUACAUCUCUCUGCUGCUCUGACCAGCUUGGCCUGCUCCAUGUCCUUUAGAAAUGAGGACAGUGUUAGCAUCAUCCGUCUUAUUGAACAGGCUCGUAACGCUACAUAUGGUAUAAGGAAAUGCUUCCUAUUUCUAUUACAAUGUCAGUUAACCCUCGUCCUUGUACAGUUUCUGGCCUGCUUGCUCCAGCUACCUCCUUUACUGAGCACUACGGAUAUUUUAUGGUUGUCCUGCUUCUGUUACCCGUUACUCAGUGUCUCGCUGCUUGGGAAGCCAUCUGACAACGCCAUAAUGUUCGUAGCAACUGGAAAAAAUCUCCGUUCCAUACCGAAAAAGACUCAGCAUUAUUUCCUGAUAUGUUUCCUGCUCAAGUUCCUCCCUUCCUGCUCCUGUUGUCUGGCCUGCUUCUGGUUCUCGCUGCAGAGGUUUUGUGAGAUUUCUUCCCCCAAUAACACCACCAAUUGCUCUGGGUUUCCAGUUUACAGUAAUGAUCUUGGUGCCACAGACUGGUUUGGAUCCUUUUCUGGGGCUCUGCUUAUAGCUCAGAAGUUUUGUGCCUGCCUCAUUGUCCUACACACGGUCUUUAUCUCAGUCAGUCAUGUCCAUCGUUCUAAACCUCUAUGGAGGAGGAGCCCCUUCAGCAACAUAUGGUGGAGCUUGAGUCUUCCUGUCUUGGUUGUCGCACAAGGACUACAGAUAGGCCUGGAUCUACACCUAUGGACAAACUCUGAUUCUUCUCUAAAGUUCAGCCUUUGGGACAUCCCCCUACUGUCAUGGCUGACGGGGUCACUUUCGCUCCUUGUUGUUCUUAUCAUCAAUGAAAUCGUCAAACUGCAUGAGAUAAGGGUUCGUGUCCGUUACCAGAAGAGGCAAAAGCUGCAGUUUGAAACCAAACUUGGCAUGAACUCUCCCUUCUGAUUGCACAGCUUAGCACUGUGGUGUCUAUUGCCCCCACAGCAUCUGAUGAGGGGGAGGCAGACAGGGCUGGUAUAGUUUGACCUCACUGUUGGAUGGAUGCUGCCGAUACAGCUAUUUAUAUCUCACCAAAACCAGCCAUCACCACCAGUGCCUCCUCCCACCUCCUGUGCCUCCACAAUCUCCCUGCCUGUUUACAUGCAUUUAGCAGUUGGAGAAAGCUAACACACACACCUUCUCCUAGUCUUCUCCCUUCUGCACUGAUAGAAUAAGGGAGCGUCAGGUCUUAUGUACCCCAGCAUCGUUCCUUAUUACACAUGCAUGGUUGACCCUCUUGGCGCAAAGCUCUUUUUCUAUAGGUGUCCCGCAGGCCUCUGUGCCAAACGCAUGGCUUGACUAGCAUGGAAAUCUCUAAUGUCCUUUGAACCACUGGACUGUGCUGUAUGCUGCACCUGUGCACAGAGUUAAUUGGUAGUAGUUUUUUUAUUUUUAUGGAUGUAUAUUUUCUUAAAAAAAAAAAAAAAUGAUGUUAAAGGAA